This is a messenger RNA of Neolamprologus brichardi, 2109 nucleotides long. Lineage: Eukaryota; Metazoa; Chordata; Actinopteri; Cichliformes; Cichlidae. The record is from RefSeq and is a predicted model, not a curated record.
AGUGCGGCUGGCUGGUGCUAGGAAUCGCAGAAGAAGAGCACCCACAGCAGCUAACUAAAACGGUCCUACCUUAACGGCAGGGAUGUUACAGGUCACUUUGUUGUCAGUAACAAUUUAACAACCAACCAUACUUCCCUGCUGAGCUGUACCAGGCUGCUGCCAGAUCCAGUGUAACUAACUAUGGAAGUACUUUGAUAAAGGAAAUGCAGAUGGACCGACUGAAAAGGCCGUGAUUACAUGCGGAUCUCUGGACCAGCAGCGUCAGCAAUGUCUGCAAUCCCCCUUCUGCGAUGCACCAUCAGGCUGCAGUGGAAGCAUUUUGCCACACAUGCUGUGCAACAGAGAGCUCUGUCAGGGGCAGAGGCUGUAAAUGCUCUCAGGCCCUUUUAUUUUGCAGUCCACCCAGACUUCUUCGGUAAAUAUCCUAAAGAACGGGAGGUGAAUGAAAACUCGCUAAAGAGGCUGAAUGGCUAUCUGGAGAACUUGCAGAAGCCCGGCUCACGUUCAGUUCAACCCAUGAAGCUCACCUUUUAUAUAAGGAACACAAAGUACAGCAGUAAGGUGCAGCCAGAACUCAUCAGCUCAGGCUUCCGCUCCGUAAGUUUUACUUUGCACACAAAUGAUGUUUUGAGCACAGUGAUGGAUGUUUUGACGAGCUGCAGCCUGCCUGUGGAGCACAUGAAGGGACUAACGGCGAGUAAAGCAGCAAGUAAAAGUCCCACUGAGACGGGGGAGCCUUUCUACAGAACCAUCAAAUGGGAUAAAAGCUAUUACACCUUCACUGGCUUCAAAGACCCCGAGCAGGAGCUGCAGCAGGCCCAGAGAGCCGAGCCUACGCUCAGGUAGUGCUUGCCUCAUCUCAACUGUAGGAAAGCGUUCAAACCUUCUGAACUCAAACACUGCUGUGAUCAGUCACGGAGACACAGUGCUGUGUUUGCUGUGGAUUUUAUUUCUGUUCAAUGGCAGCGCAGCUGGGGAGUCUCCCACAGGUACUGUCAGCUUCAAAGUCUGAGCCGCCUGUCUCACCAGAACCCCGAGGCUCUGAUCAACCUGCAAGGACAUACGGUUGUGUUCGCCGACCAGUCGGGGAUGAACGCCUCUGGACACGUCAUGCUGGGAACCAUGGAUGUUCACCAUCAGUGGACUAAACUUUUCGAGCAGCUGCCCGGUUAUCGCAGCCUGCAGCAACAGACACACUGGCUGAAGGAGAGGAUCAGCCUCCUCCUGGGUGGAACCCAAGUGGUGCACAUGGACAGACUGGGACCAGUUCAGCCCAUAGCUGAGCACUACAGCUCCCUAAACACCUUCCACAAGCGUCUAAUGUCCCACCACCUCCGUCUGCACCCCAGGAGUCUGCAGGGCCUCACCAUGUUGCUGGAAAAUGACCGCUCCAGCCCCAGUCUUCACGAGAUGGGACACUUCAUUAUUCCCAUCAAAUGUGAUCUUCCUGCACUACAGGUCUUCCUUCAGAACCACGCCCCUGAAGCCCGACGGCGCAUCCAGCGCAAAAACCAACUGCAGGCGGAGGAGGAGGCUGUGGUGAAGCUGUGUCUGGAGACUCUGUCUCUGAGGAGCUUGUCUAAGGAGCCCAGCGUCAGCCCUGCCCAGAUGAUCCAAUGCUGUGAGAGACUGUUGGAGCAGCGCUCCCCCCACAUGCAAGGCCUCCAGAUCUGUGUUUCUCACUUCUACUCUGUCAUGCAAGAUGGAGACCUGUGUGUCCCCUGGGACUGGAAGAGCUGACCUCCACAUUUACACAUUUUUGUCAGUCCAUGUGUGACAACUACUUUUAGACAUUGAUGCUGUUCAGCAGAAAAUAAGCACAUGUACAGGACAUCACACAGACGUUUUUCUGCAAAUGCUUUCUCAAGGAAAUGUUUAGAGAACUUUAAGAGCACAAGUGAAGGAAACCUGCACAGCCUGCAGUGUUCACCGGGCUGCUCUUCAAAGUGAUGUGAGACAAACGUACGACUUGUAGUGUAGACGUGGCUUAAAGCAGAGUUUUCAAAGUUGUAACUAUUUAUUGCAAUGAGUAUGAAAAGUGAUUUUUCACUUUGUAGAAAUGUAAAGUCAGUUUCACAGGAGUCCAAUAAAAACCUCUGUAUGUGCUGC